AUGUUCUCAGAAGGCCGAGAAGAUGUGAACGACGAAGAGCGUGCCGGACGCCCGAGCACUUCAACAACAGACGAAAAAAUUAAUGAAGUGGAGAAAAUGGUAUUGGCCAAUCGUCGAAUCACCGUUAGAGAAGUUGCUGAGGACCUAAACAUAUCGAUUGGCUCGUGCCAUUCGAUUUUUAUCAAUGAUUUGGGCAUGAGACGGGUCGCCGCGAAAUUCGUACCAAAAUUGCUCAAUUGUGACCAAAAACAGCAUCGCAUGAACAUUGCUAAUGAGAUGUUAAAUUCUGUCCGCGACGACCCAAAUUUGCUCCAGAGGGUCAUAACUGGUGACGAAUCGUGGGUUUAUGGUUAUGACGUGGAAACCAAAGCUCAAUCAUCUCAAUGGAAGCUGCCGCACGAACCAAGACCGAAAAAAGCGCGCCAAACAUAA
Bactrocera dorsalis (oriental fruit fly) is the source of this 432-nucleotide messenger RNA. RefSeq names its product protein GVQW3-like. The transcript is spliced from 2 exons. Gene Ontology annotation, molecular function: nucleic acid binding. The coding region runs from base 1 to 432 and encodes 143 amino acids. The record is from RefSeq and is a predicted model, not a curated record. Lineage: Eukaryota; Metazoa; Arthropoda; Insecta; Diptera; Tephritidae.